AUGGUGGUGGUGGAUAAGCGUGGAUCACUGAUCGUGUCCACGGCGGGCCACUUCUUCGGCGUACCGCUCGAGGACGAAGAGAUCGUCGCUGAGGAUGAAUCGAUGCUCGACAAUUUCUUGGACCGUGCCACGUGCAGAACCUUGUGCGCACAGCCGGCUAACACCGAGAACAAUGCAGGACGAUUGAAAUUGAGCAACGAUCUACCUGUUGGGAGAAACACCUUGGUCUUCUUCAAGCUGGUCGAAUCUCCAGUCACAGAGAAGAAUUUUCACGAUCUCGUCCACGUGACGUCCACCGGUAGCGGUGAACGAUCGACGUUGAUCGAGGCUCUGCGUCAAGUAUGGGCGCCGACCCUACGAUCCUCCGGUCUGAAUACGACGUGUUUGAAAAAACUGGAGGAGAAUCUGCUCGGUUCAUCGACCACGACAUCCGUCCUCGAGGAGGAGGAUCAUUGGAGGAAGAAAUGGGAGGAGGCGAAACGUUCGCACGACAAAACGAUCUACGGCGAGGCUGUAAAAUCCUUGAAAAGCAUCAGGGCCGAGCUGGAGAGCGCGGCGGUGGCCAGGGAUGGUUUGGUUGGUGUGGAGGACGCUGUGGAGGCAGUUUCCGGUUACGUCGACGAUCUAUGGAAACUGGGUGAUCUAGUGUACUCUGAGGAUCGUAUGAAGUCGUUUUUGGACAUCAUCGGUGAUGAAGUAGUGUGCCUAGUCCGAAAUCUCAUAGACGAGGUUCGUUCUUCCGACGAUCGAGUGAAGGUGGAAGCGAUCUCGGCUGGCGCGAGUAUCUGCGAAAAAUGGACCAACAUGGCGGAGAGGUUCACCACGCUCUUCUGGCCCCAUCAUUCCCUUCAUCCGUGGAAGGGGUCGACUUAUGUACCCCAGAGAUGUUCCAGAAUCGGUAUACGACUCAGGCAGAUCGCAGAGCUACGUGCCCAGUAUCGGCAACUGACCAGACUGCUGACACCGAACGAGAGAUCGGGACUCGGCACGGACACAUUGAUGCAAUGCUUCGAUGAUCUUAGAGUCGUCUUCGACGACGACGAGAAGAGCACCGAUUGGAAUCGUCUCAGAAGAAAGAUCGAAGAAGGCUUGAUACCAGCCGAAGAACGGGUCGCUCAAAAAUUAAAGUCCCAAAUCGCCGACGCCACCACGGCCAAUUCCCUGCUCGCUGAAUUCCGACGUUACUUCGAGUUAAUGAAGAGAGACGGAUUGAAAAGGGCUCUUCGCGGAGAACGCGAAACGUUGCUUUCCGCCUAUAAAGACCUUAUUGACAAUUGCGUGGCCGGGCCAGAUACAGUGACGCUUUUGGACAUUCCGAGAAUACUUCAAGAGGUUCAAGCGGCCAGAUCGGCGGAGAUGAGGCUGGAAAGUUUAAAUAAAUUAGGAAAAGAGCUGCUGGCCGAUCUUCCCGGUUACGAGGAAAUCUCCUCGAAAGUGAUCGCCGCCCUGAAAGACGUCGAGAGGAAGCGACAGAGCUUCCUCGAAGCUUGGACAGAAGAAACGAAGAAUGCUGUCGCAAAGAAGGAACUCUCUUUAGGCACCGAUUCCGCUGUUGUGGAAUUAACAGGCACCAGCAUGAUGCGUGUUACAUACGAUCCAAGGCUAAUGACCCUGAUCAGAGAAGCCAGAGCGCUUUCUGGCCAAGGUGUCGAACUGCCGCGUGAAGUAAAGGAUCUAGUGGAAAGAGCUGGUAGCUUGGCAGGACGUGCCAGAGCGCUUCAGCAGGUCGCGACAUUUCACAACACUAUCGGCGAUCGCAUGGUACCAUCCCAGAGGCCACUGAUGCUCACCACAGCCCUAGAAUUGGCUCGAGCUGUUCAAGAACAGUCCGGUGUCGUUUGGUCCGAUCCUUUGGCCGUUGACGCUUAUACGGCCAGAUUGAAAGAAUUGGUGAGAAAAUUCGCGCAACAGAACUCGGAUCUGGCCGGGAAACACUGUUCGUUGCGGGACUUGGUGUCGAAUUUACUGAAAGGAGACACUCUGAAUUUAAUCGGGAAUCAGAAUGCUUGGAAGGACGCGUUGAUGAGCAUGAGGACGAUUGUCGAUAACGUGGAGGCCGAAUAUGGGAACACGAAGGCGUGGAAGCUUCAUUGGGACAGGCAGUUGCUAAAAGCAUUGGGUGUCGCUUAUAGAGGCACCCUACCGUCUCUGCUGAAGAAGCUGCCGGACAUUAAAGCGGAACUGACGUUCCGCGACGGAUCGUUGCAAUGGCGGCCCACCCUCGAAGAAAUCCGAGCGAAAUUAUACUCGGCGAUCCGUCGAUCGCUCUCGAUCCCAAUGAAUUUCCGUGGCGUCGGUGACGCGGCUGACGCCCACUUCGGCGAUUUGAUUCAAAGAAGCGGCUAUCUGUUCGGCGGCGUUUACAAACAGGCCGAGAUCGCUCUGGCCGCUCUGGAAACGCUCAGAAUGAAAUGGCUGUAUCUGGCGGCGCCAGCAAAAAUCGACGCUGCUGAACGGUUGAAAGGACGAUCGCCGCAGGAGUGGACAAGAGCAUUCAAAGACGCCAAGCAAUGGGCCCAAGAGGUUGGACGUUUACGAGGGAACGAGGUGAAAAUCUGGUGCAUCAGCGUGGACACGGCGACCACCAGGAACGAUCUAGAGUCGGCAUCGCGUCGUUACUGGGAACGUCUCUGCUCCGAUUUAAGGGUGGAGGCAUCGUCGAGGUUGGUCGCGAUCGUGGAGUUCCUUUCGUCCGCCUCGAAGGAACUGGAACGUAGGCCCCGAAACGUGGAAGAAGUUGGAUUGGCUAACGAGGCUCACGCGCGAAUCGAGGCGCAAUCGUCUGGCAUGGCAGCAGAAAUGGAAGCUGUCGCUGGAUUGUCGAAAGUCUUAGCUGCGUGGACCAGCGAGAAACUUGAAGGUGUCAGCGCAGCCUUUACCUCAUGGCAAGACCUGGCCGAACGUCUUGAACGUCACAAGGCGGUGGUCGCUCGAGAACUAGAGGACGCGAAAGUGAAUCUUCGUCACAGAGGCGUGGCGUUGCGAGAUGAGAUCGAGAGAUGGCAAACGAAAUGGUCCACCAAACCGGACAUCCUGACCCUGGACUGGAUCGUUUCGAUGAAGGAAAGGUGGACGAAUCUGAGGGAACAAUUGGACGUUCUGAAGAUCGACUGUCGACGGGUCGAUUUGACUAUCGACGAGAUCUCGGAGGACAACGAGGAGAACAUGAAGAAACUGGAGCUUCAGCUAGAAGUGGAAGAGUCUAAUUGUCGGUUCCAAGCGGAAUUUAUAGAGGAACUGAAGAACCAAGAGGACGAGGAGUGGAUGGUGGCGAGAAGAAGACUACCGAGGCUUCACGAUUGGCUGGAUUCAUGGGAGAACCGGAUACGGGUACAGUUGAAGGAUCAAGGGAAAGAUGAAUCGUCGGAUCAGAGGGACGGCCCGGAGAUGAAUACUUUUGUCGGGAAGAAAGUUCGUGAAAUUCGAGCCGCCAUCGAGUGGCUCCAGCUUCUACGGGGCGAUGAGGUAGCUGAGGAACAUUGGGCCGAACUGAGAUCCCUUUUAAACUUGGUCGAUGUCAGAAGCAUCAGGGAUAUCACUCUGGGUCACCUGUUACGAACCGUGGAUAAGAUCGAGGAAAACUCGGAGAAGAUAAAGGAUAUUACGAAAAGGGCGGCCGCCGAGAGUGGAAUACGCCAGGGUCUGAUGGAACUGGAGUCCUGGGAGGCAUCGGCCAAUUUUCACCUCCAGGAGUCGAAGGACAGCAGAAAUUCCAAUAUUCUUCUCGUAGAAGAUUAUAGCAGUUUAUUAACGCGAGCUGGUGAACUGAGAUUGUUGCUGGAGGGCGCGAAGGGUGCAGCGGGUUACGAAAGGUUCGCGGCGAGGGUUGCUCGAUGCGAGAGCGGACUGUCCGAAGUGGAGGAGAAGAUAAAGAUUCUGAGCACUAUUCAGAGGAAAUGGGUUUACUUGGAGCCUGUAUACGGGGGCGGAGCGGCGCCGAAUGAUACCGGCAGAUGGUCGAGGGCCAACAAAGAAUUCAGGUAUUUGAUGGGAGAAGUGUCUCGUGAUCCGAGGGUGUCAUCCUUGAGGAGACUUCCUCUGUCAGCCUUCACAAACUUGAAGGAUCUCUUGGACAGGUGUCAGAGAAGCCUCGACGAAUAUUUAGAGGAGAAACGAUCGUCGUACCCUCGCCUCUAUUUCCUAAGCGACGAGGAUCUCCUCGAAUUAGUGUCAGCGAACAGCCGGGGCUUGGAGGCUCAUCUACCGAAACUCUAUCAAGGCGUCGGAUCGAUAAUAAAGAACGAUAAUGGUCUGACGGCCGUUGUAUCGCCGGAAGGCGAGACGUUACAGUUAUCGAGGCCCGUCGACCUACGGGAGCCAUUACCGCGAUGGCUGAACGAUCUUGAGGAAGGAAUGAAGGCAGCCCUUGGGCAGAGCUUAGAGAAAUGCUUGGUCGACACAGCGCCAGAUCCGUCCGCUUAUCCGACUCAAAUUUUACUGCUGGCGGAAAGGAUUCGAUUCACCGAACGAUGCGAGACUGCAAUAAAGGAGGGUCGUUCAUCUUUAAAAAAUCUCGUUGAUUACCUGGAGACACAACGGGCUAGGUACAGGGGUCUCGAGGAUUCCGGCGACAAACUGACCGCUUUGAAGGCUCGAGGGUUACUUCUCGAUACCGUUCAUCAUCUCGAGAUAGCUAGGAAUCUUUUGAACGUCACCGUUCAGGGAGAAAGCACCGUUUGGACCUGGCGGAGACAGUUGAGGAGCUACAGAACUAACAAAGGACCGGUUUUCCGCUGCGCAGGCGCAGAAUUUCCGUAUCGGUUCGAGUAUCAAGGGGCGGCGGUGGGUCUGGUACAGACGCCAUUGACAGAGAGGUGCUUUCUGGCUUUCGCGCAGGCGAUGAAGCUCGGCCUAGGCGGCAGCCCGACCGGGCCGGCCGGGACCGGGAAAACCGAAAGCGUCAAAGCACUCGGCGCUAUUCUAGGCAGGCUCGUUUUAGUUUUCAAUUGCGACGAAGGAAUGGACGCCGGUAGCAUGAGACGAAUCCUAGGUGGUCUAGCCCAAGCCGGUGCAUGGGGUUGCUUCGACGAGUUCAAUCGUCUGGAGGAGGAGACGCUCAGCGCGGUCGCGAUGUUGGUUAGGCCACUUCAAGAGGCGGUUCGCGACGGUUCCACGACGGUCACGCUGGCCGAUCAGAAAGUCAACCUCGAUCCUCACUGUUGCGUGUUCAUCACGAUGAACCCGGCUGGGAUCGAGUACGGCGGACGACGAAAGCUACCGGACUCGUUGGCCCGACUCUUCAGACCGGUCGGAAUGGCUCAUCCCGAUCGAUCGGAUAUCGUAAAGGCGUUGCUGGAAUGCGCUGGAUUUUUAGACGCUUCGACCCUCGCGAAACAACUCGUCGAAACCCUCGACAUCGCGGAAAUACUGCUGUCGAAUCAACCCCAUUACGAUUGGGGCCUUAGGGCCCUUAGAUCGGUCCUGGACGCGAUUCCAAUGAAAACUGAAAUGGACGAAACUGGCAGAUUAGUAGCCGCGAUCAGGGCGUCGACAUUACCGAAACUAACGGAAGAGGACACACUGAAGUUUCUCUCGCUAUUGGAGGACGUUUUCCCUAACGUGAGCCCCUCGUCGUCCGGUUUCAUCGAACGGCGUGAUUUACAGGCCGUUCUGCUGCAGCUUUGCGCUGACCAAGAGCUGGCCAAUGAGAUUGCAAACAGAUGCGUUCAAUUGAACGACCAGCUGAAAAGCAGAACGGGCGUCGCGAUCGUCGGACCCCCGGGUAGCGGGAAAACGACAAUCAGGAAACUGCUGCGCGAUGCCCUGACGAAAAUUGGCGAGCCGGUCGUUGAGUUUCACGUUUAUCCCGGCGCGAUACCGAAGUCGAGGUUGCUGGGUCGUGUCGAUCCCCAGACCAGGGAAUGGAAAGAAGGCCUGUUAUCGAGCGUCGUCGCGUCAGCCGGUGAAUCAACGACCUGGAUCAUCCUUAAUGGCGACGUUGAACCUGAUUGGGCCGAAGCUCUGAACUCUGCCCUGGACGACAAUAGAUUACUGACUUUGCCUAACGGCGUGGGAGUGAAACUUAGCUCCGGAACGAAAUUCAUUUUCGAGACACACAAACUUGCCGGAGCGAGUCCAGCCACCGUUUCGCGAUUAGGCGUUGUUCACUUAGGUUCAACGGUUCCCACGAGUCUGUUGGUAUCCUCGAAACUAACGGAACUUCCGGAACCAGCGAAAGAGGUCGCGAGCUCACAUCUUUGCCCGUGCAUCGAGGAAUGCUUGAAGAUCAACGGGGAGGUCUCAUCCGCUUCCGGUUUAAUGGCGUCCGCGCUUUGCCAUCUAAAGAUCGCUCGAACUCACACUUCCGCUUCUUACGCUCUACUAGCUUCUCUGUGCAGUCAAAUUGGAGAGGAAAGAGCCAGAGACGAUUUGGCUCGCUCGAUUUAUCAAUUCACUGACUGUUGGUGUCCGAACCCACAGAAACCGUAUUCCGUGGUGUAUAAUGAGCAUACGGAUCGAUUGGAGGUAGUCGGCGAUAUAGAUCAAUCAGUGGACACAGAGGAUGGUCCUGUUUCAUUGUCAGGCGCCAUGAAGGGAGCUUUAUCAACCGUUUUGCCAUGGAUCCAGAACAACCAACCGAUAAUGAUAAGGGGUCCGGAGGGUUGCGGGAAGAGCACCCUAAUAUCCGUUAUUCUUUCCACAAUCAGAAGCAACGAGCACUCGACGCUGAUAAAGGGAUCGUCCCUUUACGGGGCUCAGGAUUUGGUGACGAAACUGAAGAGGGGCUGCGUGCAAUUGAACUCGUCCUCGCACGGUAGGACAUACAAGCCGAGAAGCGGUUCGAGGGUUGUACUGAUUCUCGAAGAUUUACACCUUGCUUCGAAGGAUUUACAGGAGUUGGUACGAGAGUUGUUGCAGGAUGGAGGAUUCCACGAAGAGGAUCUGGAGUUCGCCAGAGUUCCAUUGACCAUCGUAUGCACCGCUGAUGCAACGACCAGAUUGCAUCCAAGAUUGGAAGCAAUUUUAUCCACUCACUAUCUACCGUAUCCAAGCGAGAAGGACAUCGUCGCCGUUUUAGGAUUGCAUUUGAGAAGUUGCCUGAAAGGUGAUCGGAACUUGAUCGAAUCCUGGAUCGCGCAGAUGGUACCCGCCAUGCUGGAAGCAUUCGAAUUAAUGGAAACUUCCCGUGGUUUGCCUGUCAAGUGGUCUCCGAAGGAUUUGAUCCUGUGGGCUGAUAGUUUGACCUAUUAUCCCGUCCCGGAAAAUGAAGGAAAUAUCACUCGUUGCUUGUUGGAUGCUGGACGACGACUGUUUCAUCCUAGAUUGACGUCGAGGGAUCAGUCGCGGUGGGAAUCAACGAUCCUGUCGAAAGCAGGGGCCGCCACCGAAACGGAUGUUUGCGACGUGUAUAUAUGGAAACACGGAAAUACCGGGUUAUCGGGACUGGACGAGGAACAGUGGAGGAACGAGAUAAUUAACGCGGCUGCGAGAUGCGCCAGAGAAGGCGAUCCGGUGCAGGCGUCGAUAUCGUCUCACCUGUUGCGCACCAUGGCCGGAUUGUGCUGGGCUUUCGGGACUAGCUUAAGAGGCGUGAUUUUGAUCGGACGACCAGGAGCAGGAAGAAAAUCAGCCGCCAGGCUAGCUGCCACCUACUCGUCCCUUCGACUAGUAGACUCAGGACCUGGACGCGGUCGAGCAUCGACGAAAGCAGCGGUCCAGGCAGCUGGAAUCGACGGCGAGCCGACUCUCCUGCUGCUCGAGGAGCAUCACAUGAGAGAGAAUGGAUUGGCUGUUUUAGCGAGCGCAAUAGUGUCAAGGGGAGAACUACCAGGACUAUUUACUGCGGAGGAACUCGACGGGUUAAUAGCGCCUUUGGCUGACGUGGCGAGGAGGGAAGAUUUCUCGGGCACUCUGGAACAAUUCCUUUACCACCGGUUAAGGAACUACCUUCGAGUCGCCAUAAUUCUGGACAACGGGGAGAUAAAGUCCACCUGGCUGACACGUUCAGGACUCCUGAAACAUUGUGGAUUGAUCGGUCCAGGUAUUGGUAGCGAAUGGUGGUCUGUGGAGGGUUCGUUGACUGAAUUAGCCUAUCAACAAAAUGGCGUCGAAAUGGAGGACUCUGGGGAACAAUUGCCUGGUGUCAAGGUGAUGGUGAAGGCUCAUCUUCAAGCACCGAGGCAGCAACAAGCGCCAGCUCGAUUUUUCGCGUUGUUGUACACCUGGAGACAUCUUCACGUCACCUGGACCGAGGAUGUGGAGCAGAAGCUACGGAGCCUCGAGGCGGGGAUAGGAAGACUGGAGGAGGCCGGGGAACAGGUGGCUAAAUUGGAGGAUGAAGUUUCGAAGCAACGGCAGGAACUGGAGGCGGAGCAGGGACGAGCUAACGCGGCCCUCGAGCAAAUCACAGCGACCAUGAGAGGAGCGACGGGCCAAAGAGGAGAAAUGGCCAACCUAAAGGCCGAGACUGAACGGGAAAGCGCUGAGCUAGCUCGAAGAAAGGCUGACAUCGAGGGAGAGUUGGGAAAGGUGGAGCCGUUGGUCGAACAAGCGGCACAAGCGGUGGCUGGCAUUAGCGCUGACGCGUUGGCGGAAGUUCGUUCCCUGAGAGCACCUCCGGCGCCUGUUCGAGACGUUCUCGAGGGUGUCCUACGGCUGAUGGGCAUCAAGGACACUUCUUGGAACAGCAUGAAGACUUUUCUGGCGAAGCGUGGUAUCAAGGAUGAGAUUCGGAACUGGGACGCGAGGAGAAGUACAUCGGUGAGCCUGGAGGCGGUCGCCAAGCUGAUCAAGGAGCGACCGGAAAGUUUCGAGGAGAAAACCGCGAAGAGGGCCUCGGUUGCUGCUGCCCCAUUGGCCGCCUGGGUGCUGGCGAAUCUUCAGUAUGGUCAGAUACUUCAGCAGGUCGCACCUCUUGAGAAAGAGCAACGACUGCUGGCCGAGCGUUUGUCAGCGGCUGAGGCUCAGAUAGGAAAAUUAGCAGCCGGACUUAACACCGUGGAAAGUCGCGUGGCGCAGCUUCAAGAAGAACUAGCUGAGCGUUCGAGGGGCGCGGCUGCGUUGCAGUUAAGAGCCGAGGCGACAGAGGGUAGACUGUCAACCGCUAGGGCAUUGUUGCAGAAACUGGACACGGAGCAUCGGGAUUGGCAAGCUCAGUUGGAAGAAUUGACUGCUAGAAAACAGAAGCUGGAUGUCGAGGCAGCCAAUGUGGCGUCGUUGUUGGUGUACGAGAAUCCCGGAAUGGACGACAAAUGGAAGAAGUUGGCGAUCGAGCUGCUCAUCACCGAAAGAGAAAGAUUGCUUUGGCGUGCUCAGGGUCUUCCAGCGGACACAGGAAGUCUGGUGGACGCUUCGUGCGCCCUCAGAGGUCCUCUGGUCCCGAUAUUCGUGGAUCCAUCCGGUCUUGCUGUCGCGUGGCUGAAGAACAAUCUUGGCUCUCGUUUGGAGGUCACGAAGCCCGAGGACGCAAAAUUCCUGACCACGCUCGAGCUAUCCGUCCGUUUCGGGAAAUCUUUGCUGGUCGAGGAGCUGGUCGAAUUUCCAUCGAUCUUAUUGCCCCUCUUACGUCGACGUCCCCUGAGGCUGGGCGAACGAACUUUGCCACCGUCAGAGGGCUUCAAACUUUUCCUGGCCACCAGACGGGACCGUGUGGACGGUCUCCCGAAGGAGGUCGACGCGGUCCUCUUCAAGAUUGCCCUCGGGGCCGGCGCCAGAAGCUUGGCGGAGAGAUUCGUCGAGAGGGUUUUGUUAAGGGAGACGCCGGAGCUGGCGACACAAAGGAAGGAAGCACUCGAACGGGAAGAAAAAUUAUCCGGCGAACGGGACACCGCGAGAUUGGAUCUGUUGGCGCAGCUGGCCACGGCGAGAGGUCAAGACCUACUCCAGGAGUCUGAAGGAUCGCCGGGCGGACUCUUGUCGUCGUUGCAGGCAACUCAGUCGAAAGCCAAAGAAAUCGCGUUGGCGCUCGAGGAGAGUCGAAGAAGCUUGGAAAACGUGACCAGGAGAGCAAAGGAUCACGAGAAACUGGCGAAAUUCGCGGCUAAUCUGUACAAAACCGUGAAAGCCCUGACAGUUUUGAGCCCUCUUUAUGUUUUCUCCGCGGAAGCUUUCACGGAUAUUUACUUGGAGGCAGAGGAUUAUAGGAAUUCGAUACUGUCCAAAGAUAAGAAGGAACAGGAUAAACUAAUCGAGAAACGAUUGAUAAGUCUAGCCCUGUACUACUGCUCGAAAGCCGUCUACAGGAAACAUCGACUGCCACUGGCUUUGCAGCUUGCCCUGUCCUUACACUCGGUGCCAGACGUCGAGAAGAACUUCCUCUUGGGCGAAGUGGUAUUGGACGACGACAAUGAUUCUGAUUACAGAGUGCCCGAAUGGGUGCCCGAGGAACGGCGUCUCGCCGUUCGAGCUCUGGUCUCAUCUCUGCCUCAAAUAGCAGCGAGUAUAAAGCCAGCCUGGUUGAACGAUGUGAGUAACAUUUACGCGGAAACUGGCCUGACAAUGUUCCAAAGGAUUUUACUCGUGAAGACACUUCGUCCUGAUCAUCUGCAUACGGCUCUGUCGAAGUUAGCUGCGGAGGUGUUAGGCGUGAAAGAUUUAGCCCCAUCGCCUUGGUCUUUGAAUAAAGUGGCCGAAGUAGAAACAACGUAUCCGGUGCUGUUGCUUCUGUCGCCAGGAGCAGAUCCCGGCUCGGAACUUCAGUCUUUGGCCAAUAAUCAGGUUGCGUCUGCGACGGGUUUCAUGGAAGUGUCUUUGGGCCAAGGUCAGGUGGCUCAGGCUGAGCUUGCGCUAGAAACUGCUUGUCGGAACGGCAGCUGGAUCCUCCUCAGUAACCUGCAUCUCGCUCUGAACUGGCAGCCCCGACUGGAGAGCCUUCUGAGAUCUCCCGCGUGUACCACGAGCAAGAACCCAGCGACAAGAAUCUGGCUAACCACCGAGGAAUGUGCAGGCUUCUAUCCGAGUCUAGCUGGUCUCUGCCUGAAGCUAGCUUACGAGCCGCCUGAGGGCUUAAAAAGGAAUGUGAAGAGGUCGCUUCAGCAGCUUCAACAGAAGCAGCAGGAGAAUGUGAACGUUCCUGGCACACUUCUGUUGUCUUGGCUACACGCCACGCUUCAGGAACGACGUAAGUUCGUCCCUGAGGGCUGGAUAAGGGCGUACGAAUGGAACGAGGCGGAUCUCGAGGCGGCGCACGAGUUGGUCGUGAAGGAAAUGCCCACGAAAAGGGACAAGGAUCAAGAUGGCACCUGGCAGACCGGCAGAGGAUUGCUGGACGUCGCCAUUUACGGCGGUCGAAUCCAGGACGACUAUGACACGCGAGCGUUGUGCUCGAUCGUUCGUGAUAUUUGGUCCGUCGAUGUGUACGAGGGACGGAAGAGGUUGGCCGGUGUGCUCAGGGUGGCCGGAAGCUCGAUCGAGGAUGCGGUUAGAGCCGUGGAACUGGUUCCUGAUAACGACUCGCCCAGAGAAUGCUUUGGACUGCCGGCCAAUGCGCAUAGAGCGUGGGAGAGAGGGGCUGCUGAAGCGGCGCUGGCCUAUCUGAAAGGCGUUCUCAUCAAAGUGUCAAGCAACGACGGCAAGAACGGAAGUAAGAAAACGGAAUCGAAAGUGUACAGGGACCUGAAGGAACUGAUCGAACGUCACAGUUCUAUCUUCGCGUUGCCAGCUAUGGGAAGCGGAGGCAUUAAGAAUCCAUUGGAGAGGUUCUUCGUCGACGAACUGAAUUUAACCAAGAAGACCCUGAAUCUUAUUCAAGCGGACGUUGAUAGUCUACGGUUUGAGGACUCGAAGACUCCGAAACGCUGGACGAACGAAUGGAAAUACGGACCGAAGGAAGUCCUGCCCUUCGUAAAGGGAUUGCUUUCGAGAUACCAAAUUCUAGAGACGAUGUUGUCGAUUUCCUCGUCCGUUAUUGACAUGUCGCGAUUGGCCAGGCCACGGGCGUUCCUGACUGUACUGAAACAACACACUGCACGUGAAACACGCCAGCCAUUGGAAAACCUUCGACUUCGAGUGAACUGGACGGAAAACCGGAGGAACAACGACUGGAAGAUAUUCUUGGUCAUCGAAGGCCUUCUGAUAUCAGGAGCCCUAAUAGAAGACGGCAACUUGAAGGAUCUAGAUGCGAAUGCAGCGUCGGUCGCAGCUGCGCCGAGUUGCCAAAUCGCUUUCCUGCCUGAAACAUACACGGAAGAAAGUGCAGCCGCUAAUGUAAUGGGUGAUUAUGUGCGAAACAGCGAAGAUGAUAUCCUUAGCAUUCCGGUUUACGCGAAUUCUCAACGGGACAUGCUGAUUUGUUCGCUUCCGAUCCGAUGUCGGAAGGAGGAUCAAGACGAUUGGCUACGACGAGGCGUUGCUUUUUACCUGAAACCAACUUAA
Dufourea novaeangliae is the source of this 12312-nucleotide messenger RNA. It is a transcript of the gene btv, whose product is annotated as cytoplasmic dynein 2 heavy chain 1. The transcript is spliced from 45 exons. Gene Ontology annotation, molecular function: ATP binding; dynein light intermediate chain binding; minus-end-directed microtubule motor activity. Bases 1 to 12312 code for a protein of 4103 amino acids. Gene Ontology annotation, cellular component: dynein complex. NCBI's taxonomy places the organism in Eukaryota, Metazoa, Arthropoda, Insecta, Hymenoptera, Halictidae. Gene Ontology annotation, biological process: microtubule-based movement. The record is from RefSeq and is a predicted model, not a curated record.